Molecule: messenger RNA, 4556 nt
Organism: Mya arenaria
Lineage: Eukaryota; Metazoa; Mollusca; Bivalvia; Myida; Myidae
Product: tyrosine-protein kinase receptor cam-1-like
Exons: 20
Coding region: 574-2325 (583 amino acids)
Biological process (GO): cell surface receptor protein tyrosine kinase signaling pathway; protein phosphorylation; positive regulation of kinase activity
Cellular component (GO): signaling receptor complex
Molecular function (GO): protein binding; ATP binding; transmembrane receptor protein tyrosine kinase activity
Source: RefSeq, a predicted model, not a curated record
UCUCGUUGUACAACGUUUGUGCUGAUAGCUGUCCUGGUAGUAGCAGGCGGGGCGGGGCAAGGAUCGACCCAGACCUGUAAGGAUAACUUACGGAUACACAACUACAUAUUGGAUUCCCUCUCCGGGUUCAACCUGACGGCGACACAGUUCGCCGAAUGCUGGAGCGAACAUAUUCGGGAAAACACAAAAUAUGCCGAACUUCGACUAUCAAAUGUGAGCAGCGUGACAUUAGACGCAGUUGUGGACAUUCUGGAGAACACGUCUGAACACGUCCUCAACGUCUCGCUCUCCUGGAAGCGUUCUGCACUGCCGCUAGUUCAUGACCAUUUCUUCGAAAAUCUGCAAACAAUAAAGGAAUUAAUCCUCGAACGUGAUGGAAUAUCCUACCUAGCUCCAUUUGCCUUUCACAAUCUGACUCGACUGGAAACCUUAUCUCUCAGAUUCAACAACCUGUCUCGAAUUGCCAAUAGGACGUUCGCGAAGUUAUCACGGCUCAGAGCACUAAAACUUUCGUAUAAUCGCAUCUUUGCAAUAGAAGCUGGCGCAUUCUUCGAUUUUAAAACUAUAGGAUAUAUGGACCUGCGAGACAAUCGCCUGAAGACAAUACCGGUUGAGGCCCUCAACAUGCAUACUCAGCUAGAUUUCUUGCACCUGGGUGACAAUGAAAUUACAGAAAUUGGCGAGGAUGGCCUGGGUUCCUUUCCGAAUCUCGCAAUGUUGCACAUACAAAACAACUAUCUGCAAACCCUGCCACGAAAGAUGAGAUCCACAUUUCUUCACUGCGAUAUAGUUUCGUUAAGGGGGAACCCGUGGCGCUGUGACUGCGAGCUGCGCUGGCUGGCGGAUAUACUCAUCCAACGGCCGGAUCUCACCGACAACUCCCCAAUAUGCGCCACUCCCGAGCAGCUCCGCAACAUGACCCUUGAUCAGGUCAACUUCACGCGGUCGUGCGGACCCGAUACACUUGAAUCAACCACAGCGGUGUCCAUUCUAGAAAAUAUAAGUACUCCUAUCAAUGACAUCAUGCCGCCCCAGUCCCUGGUGAUGUACGUGGUGGGCGUGAUUGGGGCUGGGCUAUUCCUGAUUGGGGUGGCCGCGACAUGCAUGUGGAGGCGGUGGUUCUUGGACCGCUGCUGCAGACACCGGGAGCGCCUACAGCCGCUAUAUAGAGUCGCCAAACAUUUAGCCUUAAAUCAGAACUACUACUCUCCGCAUAAGUCCGCGACCAACCGACUCGGUGGCGGUCGCGUCACUUACACCAGCAAUAACAAGGCGCGGCUCGACAACUAUGAAUAUGACGCAAAAGACGUGGAUGAAGACAAUUUGAAAAUACUGGAUAUCAAGAACAACGAAGAAGCGGGGGAACUCGCUCUGAUUCUCGAUAUGGGUGGCCAUCGCGGCUACGGGAAGGUGCGCCUAGAUCGGCCGCUAGGGUUUGGUCAUUUCGGAAGCGUGCGGCUUGGGCAUGCGAUCCUCAGCCGCCACUCAAGACGUGUGGCCGUCAAGCGGAUCGUUCAUGGCACAGAUUCCAAGGAAAUACUGCACGAAAUCCAGAACGCAAUGAUGAGCUGCAGACACGAAAACAUAAUAAAAAUCCAUGGCUUCCGGUUUUUCAAAGGCGCCCCGACGAUCGUGAUGGAGCUGGCGAACGGCGGAGACCUGGAGGAGUAUCUCCGCCAUCUGCGACCGGAGGUGAGUGCGCAGAUUGCCGGUCUGGAGGCUCCGCACCGCCGGGAGUACCUGCAGCGGAAACAGCCCAUAUUGUACAUAUUCAUGCUGCACGUUGCGCGGGGGAUGAAACACCUAGCCAAACUGAAGAUAGUACAUAGAGACCUAGCGGCUAGAAAUAUUCUCAUCUGCGAAGGCCAGGUAGCCAAGAUUUCUGACUUUGGCCUCUCACGGGAUAUCUACGGCAAAGAAAAUUACAGGCGGCAGACAGAUCGGCCACUGCCUUUCCGUUCGCUCGGUCCGGAGUCGUUGUCUAGUGGCACGUUUACUUCGAAGAGCGACGUCUGGGCGUUCGGUGUUCUGCUUUGGGAGGUGACGUCACUCGGCGAGCGGCCCUACGAGCACGCGCUCGCCGCCGCCCCGCCGGGGGUGCAAGUACACGAGCACCUCCGCAGCCUUCUUAUGUCAGGCUACAGACUGGAAUGGCCUAAUCUCUGUCCGGUUGAACUUGAGGAGAUAAUGAAGGCGUGCUGGGCCUUGGAGCCUGCCGACCGGCCCGACUUCUCGUGCCUCGCUAACCGCCUCCAGCACUUCAUUAACACACAUCAACAGAUGACAAGCCGGCACAUUACACCGCACACACACAAUGACCUGUAGUGCAUGGCACAAUGUAGCCUUAAAGGCGGAGAUUUUCACACUUAAGAUUAAAGCGUGAUCGUAGUCCAUGCAAUUGCAAUGUUUGAUGUAUGCGCAACUGUAAUAGAUGUGUGUGACUUAAAAAGAGUGUCAAUCAAGUUUGUUUAAGUGUUAUUCACAUUUUCCCGUGAUAAUAUUCAGGCAACUCAUUUGACUCCUUAACUUUGCCCAAAACGGGCGCUAACUUCUUAUGCAUCAAUUGCAGUAUUUUUGCACAAUUCCAGUAUUGUACAAUCGAAUAAUUUUUGCAAAAAAUGCAGAAUUCUUGCAUUUGCAGUUUUCUUGCACUAUCGCAUUGUUUGCUGUAUUUUAGUAUUAUUGCACAUUCACAGUAUUCUUGCACAUUCAGUGUAUUCUUGAACAAUCACACUAUUCUUGCACGUAAACAGUAUUCUUGCAAAAUCACAGUAUUUUUGCGCACUGGCAGUAUUCUUGAACACUCAGUAUUCUUGCACAUUCACAGUAUUCUUGCACACCUGAGUAGUCAUGCAGUACACUUGCACUGUCACAGUAUUCUUGCAUACUAACAGUAUUCAUACUCACUGACAGUAUUCAUGCACACUAACAGUAUCCUUGCACAAUCACAGUAUUCUUGCACACUUGUAGUGUUCUUGCAUAAUCACAGUAUUCUUGCACAGACACGGUAUUCUUGCACACUCACAGUAUUCUUGCACACUCGUAGUGUUAUUGCGCAAUCACAGUAUUCUUGCACAAUCCCAGUAUUCCUGCACAAUCACACUAUUCUUGCAAACUAACAGUAUUCCUGCACACUCACACUAUUCUUGCAAACUAACAGUAUUCCUGCACACUCACACUACUCUUGCAAACUAACAGUAUUCCUGCACACUCACACUAUUCUUGCAAACUAACAGUAUUCCUGCACACUCACACUAUUCUUGCAAACUAACAGUAUUUCUGCACACUCACACUAUUCUUGCACAAUCACAGUAUUCCUGCACACUCGCACUAUUCUUGCAUUGACACAGUAUUUUUUGCACACUCACAGUAUUCUUGCACAGACACAGUAUUCAUGCACACUCACAGUAUUCAUGCACACUCACAGUAUUCAUGCACACUCACAGUAUUCUUGCACAAUCACAGUAUUCUUGCACACUCAAAGUAUUCUUGCAUUUACACAGUAUUUUUGCACACUCACAGUAUUCUUGCACACUCAAAGUAUUCCUGCACACUCACACUAUUCUUGCACAGACACAGUAUUAUUGCACACUCACAGUAUUCAAGCACACUCAGAGUAUUCUUGCACAGACACAGUAUUCUUGCACACUCACAGUAUUCUUGCACACUCACAGUAAUUUUUGCACACUCACAGUAUUGUUGCACAAUUACAGUAUUCUUGCACACUUACAGUAUUCUUGCAGUACUCAAAGUAUUCUUGCACAUUCACACUAUUCUUGCACAUUCACACUAUUCAUGCACACUCACACUAUUCUUGCACAGACACAAUAUUCUUUGCACACUCACAGUAUUUUUGCACAGACACCCUAUUCUUCCACAAAUACAGUAUUCAUGCACACUCACAGUAUUCUUGCAAACUCACAUUAUUCUUGUACACUUACAGUAUUCUAGCCCACUCAAAGUAUUCUUGCACAUUCACACUAUUCUUGCACACUCACACUAUUCUUGCUCAAACACAGUAUUUUUUGCACACUCACAGUAUUCUUGCACAGACACAGUAUUCUUGCACAAACACAGUAUUCAUGCAAACUCACCGUAUUUUUGCACAAGUACAGUAUUCUUGCAAACUCACAGUAUUCUUGCACAGACACAGUAUUCAUGAACACUCAGUAUUCUUGCACACUCACAGUAUUCUUGCACAGACACAGUUUUCUUGCCCAGUCACAGUAUUCUUGCAAACUCACAGUAUUCUCGCACACUCACAGUAUUCUUGCACAGACACAGUAUUCUUGCACACCUGAGCAGUCAUGCAAUAUUCUUGUACAAUCACAGUAUUUUAUGCAAAUACGUGGCAUAUACGAGAGGCAUUGAAUUAUACAGCAACUGAAACUCGGUUAUUAACUGUUAUUACUUCCAAUUUCAAUAUGUUGCAGCUGAGUUGAGUUUUUUUUUCAGACAUAAUGAAGAUAUCCAUAAUCAGCUUUAAUGAAAGUAAGAUUCUCUCACACUCUGAUAUUGUCUACAUACUGUAGUUUUGGAAUUGCUUACAUGUAUGA